Cladocopium goreaui is the source of this 3079-nucleotide messenger RNA. The record is from the annotation of a GenBank genome assembly. Lineage: Eukaryota; Dinophyceae; Suessiales; Symbiodiniaceae.
AUGGGUUCGGGCUGGCAGGGCUGCAGGCCUGUGCCGAGGUGUGUUGUUCUACUGCUCUUGGGUGCCUUCCAGCAUUUCGACGCAGAACCCUCCAAGGCGGUGGUGUCAGGUCCGAGGGCCAAGCCUGAGAGACUCACGCAGCAGUUGGAGGCGAAGGUGGAUGGAAACCGCUUAAAGGCCAAAUCGGAGCUGUCCCAGCAGUUGGACCAGGCCAUCCGUCGUCGCGACGAAGCGAGAGCGGAGGAGUGCCUGGAAGAGGCCUUGAGGCAAUGGCUGGACAUCAGCGUGGUGACUUUCUCCCCCCUUAUCGACCAGGCUGCACAGGAGGGCGAUCUCCAACGUGCGGAAAAGUGGUUUGAUCGGGCACAACUGUUUGCUGACAAGCUGGACGAAGUGGAGUUCAACAGCUUGGUACAUGCUGCUGCCAAGCAAGGCAAUCUCUCGGCUGCAGAAGCCUGGUUUGCAAAGGCCCAAGAUGCUCGGAUUCGACCUGAUGCCAUCACCCUCACGGCCGUGCUGCGGGCCGCCAGCGGGCGAUCAGAACGUGCCAGGGACUGGUACAGCGCAGCUCCACUUCUUCGAAUCUCGCCCAAUGAGGUGACCCACUCCUGUCUCCUCCAUGCAUUGCGGGACAAUGCCACGGAAGUGGCUGAGUGGUUUGAGACCAUGGAUAACUUCCAGCCCAAUGUGGUCACGUUCAACACCGUGAUCGAUGCCAUGGCCCGUUCUGGCGAUAUGGAAGCUGCAAAGAGGUAUUUCCAGCGUUUGUGUCGUAUAGGCCGGCCUGAUGCAGCAACCUUUGGAGCAUUGAUCAAUGGCGCUGCGAAGCAAGGUGAUGUGGACGGUGCAAAAGACUGGAUGGAGAAGAUGGGUGAAUUUGGAGUCCGUCCCAACGUGGUCAUUUGGAACGCAUUCCUCAAGGCGUUCAGACACCGCCCAGCGAUCGAAGCGGAGGAGAUGUUCCAAGGAAUGGUUCAGUCGCGGCAGCAGCCAGAUGCUAUAACCUUGGUCUCGUUGAUCGGCUUCCUUGGCAAGUCUCGGGUCAGGGAACUCUGUGGCGAGUUGGAUGUAGCUUACGACAGCAUCAUCAAACAAGUGGUGGUCAAUCGAGACGUGAAGCGAGCAGACUCGCAUGCUCAACAGUCCGAACAGUACCGCCGCCUGAGUCGCUUCUCCCUCCGCGCCAGCAGGGCCAAGGUGCACACGCCAUGGCAUCGGCUCCAGCUUCAGCAAGAGAUGUCCAAGCAGAGGAAGUCCAAGGAUCGGCGCCAGGCGCCACCGUUUUGGCGAUGGCAGACCGUGGCAGGGUCGGCUCCCUGGUCUUCAGCAGCAAAAGCUGCGCGGAGAAAGAAUGGCCCUGGGCUCAAACAUUGCACAGCCAUGGGCCCACGAAUGAUUCGUCCCCUUUCAAAACCUCCCCGCAAGCAAUCAAAGUCGGCUGCUGGUGGUGUGGUCGAUUUGGCUCAAAUUUUAGCGCCAGUCAAUUCAGAGACGAGCAUAGGCCGGCUGGGUGGCGGGAAAGAGAGUGGUGUAGAGACUAUGAGCGCCACGGAUCAAAAGAUCUCCCCGGAUGCCAAGAACGCAGCAAAGCCGGUGGAAUCCAAGGAGCUGGCGAAGCCGAAGGCCUCCAAGCCACGUAUCGACUGCAUCGAUGGAUGCCGCUUCGCCCUGGUCUUCCCCAUCGUGGUGGCGCACUUCGCGAGGUUUAGCACCAACAAUUUGACGGCUCUGAAACUGUUGACACAGGAGAAUGUCCUGGUUGGUGGCUUCUUCGUCAUUUCAGGUUAUGUCUCCGCCUAUACCACGACCAAGCUUGGGGCCCUUGGCGUGGAAGAGAAGAAAGUGGCGAAUCCAGAGCUUUUCUUUUGGCAGAGGGUGAUGGCCUACUAUCCGCUUCAUUUCCUUUCCUCAGCAAUUUUUGCGCCGAUGUUCAUUUGGGUGGAGAGGAACUUCAACGCGACCUGGAACAUGAUUGCCUUCCGCGCCUUCUUGAACUUCAGCAUGUUGCAGGCCUGGUUCCCCAAGGAAGCAGAGAUCUGGAAUCAGCCCACCUGGUUCCUUUCGGCCCUGACCUUUUCGAAUCUCACUAUGCCCACUUUGGUCUUGCCAAACGUGGCCAACCUCUCCAAGAAGGGUUUGCAGAAGCUCUUGGCUGGCCUGUGGGGUGUGUCGCUGCUGCAGAAGGUCUCCUACUCUGAGACAGCACGCUUCCACAGCAGCAAGGAACACCCAGUGGACGGGAAGGUCAUGAUGCCCUUGAUCUGGAACUUGACUCGUUUCCACCCAAUCUGGGCACUCUUUGAGAUGACCACUGGCAUCAUUGCGGCUCGUCAUGUGAUGCUUGACACUGAGGAGGACAAGAGGAACAAGCCCAUGAAUCCAAUUUGGUUGUUCUUGGCUGCCUAUUCCUCAUUGGCACUUCGUCUCACGAAGUAUGACUUCAACGAUGCCAUCAUCCGUGGAGUGCUCUUUGUGCCACUUUUCACGGAGUUCUUGACGGCCAUGCACCGAGAUGCGUUGACUGCCCAACCUUCCGCCAUCACCAGAUUCUUCGGAUGCAAGAUCAUGGCCACUCUUGGUUCCUUAGCUUUCCCAAUGUUCAUCGUGCACGGACCAAUCGGACAAAUCUUCUACAAGAAGGCUAUUGCCAAGAAGCUGUGGGGAAAGCCAAUGCCACAUGCCUUCUUCCCCUUCUAUUUGGCGAUUUGCUUGGGUCUCAGCCACCUGGUGAACGAACACUUCGUGAAGAACAAGAAGGUGGGUGCCUUUGCCGGCAAGAUCGCCCAGCCAAUGGUGCAGACCGUGGAUCCAGACGCCAAGGCGGCACCGAAACCCGUUGAGUCCAAGGAGCUGGCGAAACCGAAGGCCUCCAAGCCGCGUAUCGACUGCAUCGAUGGAUGCCGCUUUGCCCUGGUCUUCCCCAUCGUGGUGGCUCAUUUCGCGAGGUUUAGCACCAACAAUUUGACGGCUCUGAAACUGUUGACACAGGAGAUGGGACUAGCCAGGGGAGAUGCCGAUGCUGGCUGGUCAGGUGAUGUGUGGUGGGUUUUCAUGCGCUUGAGCAUGACUGCUGGAAGGC